AUGAAUUUAAUAAAACCAACAAGACUAUUGUUAUUAGGAGCUCCAGGAUCAGGUAAAGGUACCAUAUCCAAAAGACUACUAGAUAAUUUCAAACAAUUAAAAUCAAUUGCUUCUGGAGAUGUAUUAAGAUCACAAAUUUCUCAAAAAACUUCAAUAGGAUUAAAAGCUGAAUCAUAUUUAAAAUCAGGAAGUUUAGUACCUGAUUCAAUUAUGAUUAAUUUAAUAACAAAUCAAUUACAAAAUCAAAAUUUAUUACAUUCAAAUUCAAAUUGGUUAUUAGAUGGUUUUCCAAGAACUUUUAAUCAAGCAAAAGAAUUAAAUCAUGUAUUAGAUGAAAACCAAAGUAAUUUAAAUUUAGUUAUUGAAUUAAAUGUUGAUCAAAAUAUAAUAUUAAAAAGAAUAGAAUCAAGAUAUGUACAUUUACCAAGUGGAAGAAUUUAUAAUUUAGAUUAUAAUCCACCAAAAGUUCCAUUUAAAGAUGAUAUUACUGGAGAACCUUUAACUAAAAGAGAAGAUGAUACAGCAGAAGUAUUUUCAAAAAGAUUAAUUAAAUAUAAUGAAGAGAUUCAACCAAUGAGACAAUAUUUUCAAAAAUUAGGUAUAUGGCAUGAAGUUAGUGGAAAUACAAGUGAUAUAAUUUAUCCAAAAGUUGAAAAAUUAGUGAUUUCUGAUAUCUAA
This is a messenger RNA of Lodderomyces pseudojiufengensis, 678 nucleotides long. Its product is annotated as adenylate kinase. Gene Ontology annotation, molecular function: ATP binding; AMP kinase activity. The coding region runs from base 1 to 678 and encodes 225 amino acids. Gene Ontology annotation, biological process: nucleobase-containing compound metabolic process. Gene Ontology annotation, cellular component: cytoplasm; mitochondrion. Lineage: Eukaryota; Fungi; Ascomycota; Pichiomycetes; Serinales; Debaryomycetaceae. The record is from RefSeq and is a predicted model, not a curated record. The transcript has a single exon.